Molecule: messenger RNA, 1177 nt
Organism: Exophiala oligosperma
Lineage: Eukaryota; Fungi; Ascomycota; Eurotiomycetes; Chaetothyriales; Herpotrichiellaceae
Exons: 2
Coding region: 93-1133 (346 amino acids)
Cellular component (GO): mitochondrion
Molecular function (GO): oxidoreductase activity
Source: RefSeq, a predicted model, not a curated record
GUCACAGAACUUGGAACAGAAUAGAGUCCAUCAUAGAUUAAACCCCCACGUUUUCGAAUAAUUCAAAGGGCAUAUACAGCAAUGAUGGAAUAAUGAGCUUUCCAAUCAUCCUACGGCGGGCCUGCACUCACUCCACAUUCUUCAAGACAUCCAUAAGUCUUGGAAUUGUCCAAGCUUCAUUUCCCUUCCUCACAAGAAGCAUGGCCACCGUCAAAGACUCAAUACCACACAUGAUCCGCACCGCGGAAGACCCUCGGCAGCAAGGCGUGUGGACUGCACGCCUGGGCAAGAUUGAGCAGGUCAACUCCAAGAUACGAUUGAUCAGACUGAAUCUUCCGAGAGAUGGGCCGCCGCUCCGACACAUGCCAGGACAGUACAUCGACCUCUACAUCCCCAACGUCGACGUGGUGGGCGGUUUCACAAUCACCUCUCCACCCCAAUCCGCCUCGUCUCAACAACAUCAUCAAGCUGAUCCACACAUCGAGUUGGCGAUUCAAGAUUCGCCGACCAACCCGCCGGCCGCGUACCUCUGGAGACCCGUCCCAGAAAUCUUGGACUCGACGGUGACGUUCCGGGUCGGUGGGAACUUUGCGUACCCUCCACUCACGCUCGACAGGGACCAAUGCGCAAAUAUAGACCGGGUAGUCUUCGUGGCCGGCGGGGUUGGCAUCAACCCCAUCAUGAGUAUGAUCUCGGCCAUGGAUGAGAUGGGCACAAGGAGCAAGUUGGGCGGAAUGGUCAAGACAGUGAGGGUUUUGUAUACGGCGAGAAGAGAACAUUCCCAAGGCGGCGGCGACCGAGCGAAAAAAGAAGAAGUAUUGUUCGAAAAGAGGUUGAACGACGUGGCCCGGAAAUGGAGUAGCCAUCAACAAGUCGAUUACCAAUAUACGUUUUUCGAAACAAGCGGGAGUGGCGGUCCAGAUGCACAAGAGACGGUGGCUGAGAACAUUACACAUCGGUAUCGACGGAUAAACCACGAUGACCUUUUCCAGGCACUUGGACCAGAAGACACGCGGCACAACGCUGUCGUCUAUGUUUGCGGGCUGCCGACCAUGACUGAUGAAUUUGUAGAACUGCUAAAAAAGGCCAAAUGCAUGGACGAGAAGAGGGUUCUCUGUGAGAAAUGGUGGUAGAUAUACUCACAAUACAGAUAUAGAAUUUUAUACGUCAAUGGCCA